This is a messenger RNA of Ambispora leptoticha, 126 nucleotides long. NCBI's taxonomy places the organism in Eukaryota, Fungi, Glomeromycota, Glomeromycetes, Archaeosporales, Ambisporaceae. The record is from the annotation of a GenBank genome assembly.
AUGACGGUUCUGCGCGUUUUAUGUGUGUUUUCCAUACAUUUGCGUCUUGUAAACUCACGGGAAACACAAGUAAAACGCGCACUUUAUGUACGUUUACGUAUGUUUACGUGCAUCGAUUUCUUAUAG